This is a messenger RNA of Ichthyophthirius multifiliis, 339 nucleotides long. Its product is annotated as protein kinase domain protein. Gene Ontology annotation, molecular function: protein kinase activity; ATP binding. NCBI's taxonomy places the organism in Eukaryota, Ciliophora, Oligohymenophorea, Hymenostomatida. Gene Ontology annotation, cellular component: centrosome; nucleus; spindle pole. The record is from RefSeq and is a predicted model, not a curated record. Gene Ontology annotation, biological process: mitotic cell cycle; regulation of cytokinesis; protein phosphorylation. The transcript is spliced from 3 exons.
AUGAAAUCAUUAGAUUCAAUGGUAAACAGUAUUUCUAAUUCAUUAGGAAACUAUAUGGUUAAAGAUCCAAUAGCAUAAGGAGGAGGAAGUUUAGUUUUUAAAGUUUAAUCAAGAAGAUCAAAGCGUGAAUAUUUUUAGGAUUGGAAUAUUUACAUUAAAAAAAAUAUACACAGAGAUUUAAAACCAGGAAAUAUUAUUUUUAAAAAAAAUGAUAAAUUGAAAAUUUGCGAUUUUGGUCUGGCAACUAAACUAGAUGACUAUGAAACAGAAAAAGAUACUGUAUGCGGGACUCCUAAUUAUAUAUCUCCAGAAAUAAUAAUAGAGAACCGUAUGGCAUGA